This is a messenger RNA of Aspergillus uvarum CBS 121591, 883 nucleotides long. RefSeq lists its product as uncharacterized. Lineage: Eukaryota; Fungi; Ascomycota; Eurotiomycetes; Eurotiales; Aspergillaceae. The transcript has 2 exons. The coding region runs from base 271 to 459 and encodes 62 amino acids. The record is from RefSeq and is a predicted model, not a curated record.
AGAUGCAAGGAACGUGGAGUACGCCUCAACGGGCCCUUCCGGUCCUUUCGGAUGUCAUCCGAGGAGACGGCGGGGAACUCGUCAACCUACUUAAGGUUAGUAUGGAUAUACACUAUCAGAGACUAAAGAUGCAGGGGAACAGUCACCUACCCCACUAUCGAUAAGGAAUCCUUUGAAGCCACGAACACCUUCAUUCACCAGAGCCUUCAAUUCACCGGCAUUGCCAGGGAUGAUGCCGCCAUAGAAGCCAACAUCCACCCAGCACUUUCCAUGAGCUGCACGGAGCUUCUCUUUGAAAUUGGCUACUGUGGUGGUAGGCGGGAUAGCGUUCAAGGGCAUGUCAAUGACCGUGGUGACUCCACCAAAGGCAGCGGCCUGCGUGCCUGUAUAGAAGCCUUCCCAUUCGGUACGGCCGGGCUCAUUGAGGUGGACAUGGGCGUCAACCAACCCAGGCAUUAGGACAUGAGGGGAAUAGUCCGUGUAUGGAAUAUCGGCAGGAAAGUCGGUUGCAGGGAUCACGGAAUCGAAAACCGCCGUGAUCUUUCCACUGGUGCGGGAGAUUACGAUAGUGGCUGCCGUCAAACGCCCCGAAAUAACGGCUCGCGAGGAGACAAUCACUAUGAUUGACGGUAUUUGAACGGGCUCCAUUUGUGGCUAUGAACUGGGAGCACUCGAGUAUGGAGAGAGGACAAGAGAGGAGAGGAGUCAAAGAGACAGAGCAGACAAAAGGUCGAGACAGACAGUCAGACUACUGAACACUGGACAAAGAUAAGGAGAAGGAGGGCUGAUAGGCCGAUAAGGCGGAAAUGGCGGUAGGCAAGGGAUUCCUUUCUCUGAUAAGGCAGGCAAUGGGCGAAAAAACGAUCGAGUCAGGCCCUCCGAU